Sander lucioperca (pikeperch) is the source of this 7979-nucleotide messenger RNA. RefSeq names its product remodeling and spacing factor 1b, tandem duplicate 1 (gene rsf1b.1). The record is from RefSeq and is a predicted model, not a curated record. Bases 19 to 5412 code for a protein of 1797 amino acids. Gene Ontology annotation, cellular component: RSF complex. The transcript has 16 exons. NCBI's taxonomy places the organism in Eukaryota, Metazoa, Chordata, Actinopteri, Perciformes, Percidae. Gene Ontology annotation, biological process: regulation of DNA-templated transcription.
GACACUGGUGUGGAAAAGAUGGCUGCUUCGGCGGCAACGGCGAGUUCUUCCCCCGGUUUGUGUCCAAAUUACGCCGUGAUUUGCUCCUUCCUGGAGCGGUACGGAGCGUUGUUGGACUUACCGGAGCUCACCUUUCCUCAGCUGGAGAGAUAUCUGCAGGACACAUCCUCAGUUCCAAAGCUGCUGGUUGAUCUUCACGUCAAGUUGCUGAGGAAGAUCGGCAAGUCGGUGACCGCAGACAGAUGGGAGAAGUAUCUAGUGAAGGUAUGUCAAGAGUUCAACACAACCUGGGCAUGGGAACUCGAACAAAAAGGAUACAAGGAGCUGCCGAUGGAGUGCAAGACGGGGAUACUUAAAUAUUUGUGUGAGUGUCAGUUUGAUGACAAUGUGAAGUUCAAAACUGCCAUCAAUGAGGAGGACCCAGAUAAGAUGCGGCUGCAGCCGAUCGGCCGGGACAAAGAUGGUCAGAUGUAUUGGUUUCAACUGGACCAGGACGACAAUGUGCGUGUUUAUUUGGAGGAACAGGACGACUUAGACGGGUCGUCGUGGAAGUGCAUCGUCAAAGAUAGAAAUGACUUGGCUGAGGUUGUGGCCCUGCUGAAGACACAAAUCGACCCUGCACUGUUAAAAAAAGAUCAAGAAACCAAACCUGACGGUGAAGAGGGUGAAGUUAAAAAGAUUGAGGACUCAUCGGAUGAAGACAACAAAGACUCCAACAAGGAUGUUGGUCCACUCUCACCAAAGAGCGAGAAUAAGGAAAAAGUAACAGAGAAAGACAACAUGAAAUCAGAAACAUCGGAGGCCAAAUUAUCACUAAAUGGCACUAUUGAAGGCAAAACUGAAACAGAGUUCAACUCCGAAAAGCCUACAGAUCUCGGUAUCGGUUCAAAAGCCCAGAACAUCAAAGAAGAGCCGAUGGAGGUGUCAAACACUAAAACGAGCACAGCAACAAGUGAACCCUCCUCUGAGGCGCCGUGUAUAUCAGUAAAGGCAGAAAAGGGAGAGGAGGCUAGGAAGAACAGCGCUGAGGAGAUUCAGCAAGCUCUGAAGAACGACCAACAGGCGAAAAUCCCUUUGAAAAAAAGAGGAAUGAAAUUUAGUGAAGACUUUGAAAAACAUAGUGGCAUCAUAGUGCCAAACCCAUCUGUUUCACAGGUCAAAGAAGCUCCUAAAGCUGACUCGGCUCCCGGACAGACCAAGAAAGCGCAGAGUGUAAAUGAUCACGUUAAUGGUGAAGUUCAGCCUUCAUCAGAGAAAGGCUUCCAGAGUAAUUUGUGCAAGUCACCAAAUGACGCCGCCGUCGACAAAGAGCAGACGGUUGAACCAGUUGCAGAUAAAUCUGUAGAAAAGAGAGAAAAUGACUCUCCAUCCACACACAAGGAUGAUACGAGAGAUAAAAAGGAUGAAGCUUGCAGUGCAGAGAAGGUCACAGAGGGAGUCUCAUCAAACCAAGCAAACUCUGGCAAGAAAAACAUAGAUGUGCAGGUAGAAAAGGGAAGCACUGCAUCAAAAGAAAAGAAAGGAGCACACAAGUCUCCACUGCCUUUACCUGAAGACGUGAAUAAUGAACCCGAGAAGUCGUCUAAUCACGAAGAGCAUGACAAAAUAAAAGAAUCCAAACCAGCAGCUUCAAAAGAGUCUCGUACAGUAGACAAGACAUUAAAGGAAACCGAUAAAACAUUAACAGCUGGUGAGUCAGAGAAAGUCACAUCCAAAGAAGUUGAAUCAAAAGAUUCAGAGGAAAAACCAGGCAGUGUAGACACAUCAGAGUCAAAUCAGACUGAAGAAACCCAGAAGUCAGAAAAUGUAACGGACAUGAAGCAAGCAGAAAUGGGUGAUCCUAAAGAAACAGCAACAUCUGAGACUAAAUUGGAUAAAUCGGUGGCAAAAGAAAAGCCCGAAGUCAUCAAAACCGCAGACCAAUAUCCUGCAAAGAAAUCUGCCGACGCUGUAUCACCAUCUGUCAUUAAAAAAACAGAAAUACUAAAAGACAGUGAUAAUACAGAGACCCAAGAAGCCACACAAACUCCUAAGGUCAUUGAAAAGGCAGACAAACCAGUAAUCGGUGAGAAGUCACAAGGCACAUCCAACACUGAAGAGAGUGCAGAGUCGUCCGUUAUUAAAAAGCUAGACAAAUCAUGUAAACCUGUAGAGAAGCACGAUAACGUCAAAGAUGCAGAGAUGAAGCCAGAGCAAGCCAGUGCAGCCUCCGAGACUAACACAGAAAAGACGAAAAAGACAGAGAAGCCUGAAGACGUAAAGAAAACUGUCAACUGUGAAGACAAUACGAAACAUUCUGUUUCCAAGAUAAGCGACUCUACGCCCAGGGCUAUGGGGGUAGAAGCCGUGGCCGUUAAACCCGAUCUGACAAAGCCACAAGAGGAUGACAAAACUGAGAUUAACUCAGUUGCAUGUAAGAUGACAGAGGAAGCAUCUGAAGGGAAAGAUAAACCAUCCAGUGCUGUUGAGAAGACAAACAUCUCCAAAGAAAGUGAUAAAAAACCUGAAAGACCAGACGCAGAACAGGAAAAGUUGUCUGAAGAACAGCCUAAAAAAAUUGGGACGGAGUGUCCGUCAUCAGAAAAUAAAAAGGAUGCCCAGAAGGAAAACAAAAAGGACCCAGUCAAGGAAAAUAAAAAGGACACAGUCAAGGAAAAUAAAAAGGACGCGGACAAUGAAAAUAAAAAGGACACUGUCAAGGAAAAACUUAAAAAUGACAGUGAGAAACCCCAGUGUCAAGACAAAGAAAAUAAAGAGGAUUCAGACAAUGCAAAUAAAAAGGACACAGUCAAUGAGAAUAAAAAGGACACAGUCAAUGAUAAUAAAAAGGAAACAGUCAAUGAGAAUAAAAAGGAAACAGUCAAGGAAAAUAAAAAGGACACAGUCAAGGAAAAACUUAAAAAUGACAGGGAGAAACCGCAGUGUCAAGACAAAGAAAAUAAAGAGGAUUCCACAACUGAUACGCUUACAAAAACAGAUGAAUCAAAGGAGGAGAAACAUGCUAAUAAAGAGAGUAAAACCUCGACCAAAAUCAAGGAAUCUGGUCACCAAAAGGUGAGCAAAGAACCCGACAGCAAAUCCGCAACUGAAACGGAGAAAGCCCGCCCCCCAAGCAAAGAACUGGAUACCAAAAAGCCCGCUGACGAGGAAAGUAAAAGCAAAAGUGAAGAAGAGGAUUCUGCGACAAAAAAAGGGGUGGCGAAUGGUGGGGAAGCUCCGUCCGAGCUUUACCGUCGGAAAAUCAAGCCCCAAGCCCACCGAAGGAAAGCUGAACUUCAGAGAGAGGAGAGACAAGCGGAUUCUGAGUCCGAUACGAACACAGGGAGAUCCCUUCGGAGAUCACCCAGAAUCUCCAGACCAACACCGAAGGUGGUGGAGAUCCACGACAGGAAGCUGGAGAAAUCUCAGGCCGCUCCACUGGCUGAGAAGUGUGAGGACAACGAGGGUGAGAAAGAAAAAGAUGAUGAGGAGGAGGAAGUGAAGGCCGUUCAAAAGAAACCAAGAGAGAAAAAGCCUGAUCAGGAGGGUCAGCCCAAACCUAAGGGGAGAAAGAGACGUAAGGUUCGGUGGUCCAACACACGAACACGCCGUAAAAAGAAAGGCUCCGAAGACGACAACGACAGCGAGGAGGAGUCCAGUGAGGAGGAGGAGGAGAGCGAGGAGGAGGACGACAGCGACGAAGACUACAAGGUUGAGCGAGGCAGAAAAAGGCGGAAUCGUAACCGAGAAAGGCGAAGCUCGGACUCCUCGACAUCCUCAGACGACGACCUACCUCCUAAUGACGACCCCUGCAAACAUUGCGGUCUUCCAAAUCACCCUGAGCUGAUCUUGCUGUGUGAUUCGUGUGACAGCGGGUACCACACAGCCUGUCUGAGGCCUCCCCUCAUGAUCAUCCCCGACGGAGAAUGGUUCUGUCCACCCUGUCAACAUAAGCUACUCUGUGACAAAUUGGAUGAGCAGCUCCAAAACCUUGACGCUGCUUUGAAAAAGAAGGAACGGGCCGAGAGAAGGAAAGAGCGUCUCAUUUAUGUUGGAAUCAGUCUUGAAAACAUCAUCACGCCCUCAGUGGAGGAGGAGGAAGAAAAGCCAGAGAUCAUCAUCAAAGAGAAGAAAGAAACAAAGCGCAGUAAGAGCUGGGGCCGAAGGUCUACGAGGACAAAGAAAUCCAUCAGCUACAGAUUUGAUGAAUUUGACGAGGCGAUCGAGGAGGCAAUUGAGGAAGACAUCAAAGAAGCAGAGGGCGGAGGAGCUGGUCGGGGCAAAGACAUGGCCAACAUCACAGGGCACAGAGGGAAGGAUAUGUCCGUCAUCCUUCAAGCAGAUGAGGGGAAAGAGAACGGCCGCCCGCCACGACCCUCCGCCGGUCAGCGCAGGAAAAAACGCAGGCGACUGAAUGACCUGGACAGCGACAGCACCGUGGACGAGGAGGAAAGUGAGGACGAGUUUCGCAUCAGUGAAAGCUCAGAAGAAGAGUUUGUCGUGUCAGAAAAUGACACGGACGGUGAGUUUGAGGUGGACUACAAUGACAGCGACUUUGGCAGCAACAGCAGCAGGCAUCGUACUUCUUCGCGGCCCAGAAAGGCACUGAAACAACGACGAAGCUCCAGAAAACGGCGGAGACCGCGAGGUUACUCGGAUGAUGAAGAGGAGGAGACAGAUGAGGAAGAUGAAGAUGAAAUAGCGACUGAAGGCUCCAGCGAGUACAGCGACAGUGAUCUGGACAUGAGUCGACGGCGGUCUCGGCGGAGUUUGAAGAAGCAGGUGAACUACUGCGAGACGUCCGAGUCCGAAGGCUCUCAGGCAGAAACCAACCGGGCCAAAAUGAAACCCAGACCCCGCCAGGAUAGCUCCGACAGUGAGGCGAGUUUCUCCAGAGACUCUGAGGAGGAGUCGAGGGAUCCGAGGGUGAAGAGGAAAGCCGACUCCUCAGAGGAAGAUUCCCGGCAGCGGCGCAGACGUCUUGCACUAAAGCGCAGGAGAGCUUCUGAAGACGACGACUCGGACGACGACUCUGACGAAUCGUCGGAGGAGGAUCGCCCCGUCCGUAAACGCGUGAACCGCAUAGACUCGGAUGAUGACGACGACGAGGAACAGGAGGAGAAACCGAAGGAGAACAAAGCAGCUGAAAAAGAAGACGAGGAGUCAAAGGGAACAAACCCAGUGGACUGCAAUCCCACUAACGGACAGAGCCCGAUUAAGAGCCUCGAGGGCCUCGUGAGCAAGCCCGCUGCCGCCACUCCAGACCUCACCCCACAUCUGGAGCCACCCAAAAACAUCAGCGCCACACCAGCCGCUGCCAUAGCACCAAACGGUCUGGUUGGCCAGGAGUUGGCGGCGCAGGAGGAAGACGAAGACGACCUGUUAGGAGUCACAGACCUAGUGGACUACGUCUGCAAUAACGAAGAUUUGUAAAAAAACAAAACAAAAAGUGUAUUGUUUCAUUUUUUGUGGUAUUGUAUUUUUAUAUUGCUUAACUUUAUUAUUCCCUCCCCCACGAACAUUUCCUUGUCGUCCUUUUUAUUUGUGUCAUCUGGACCUUGAGUCUCCACAAUCUCUGCUACAGUAAGAACUGGAUCUCUGUCACCAGUCUGAUGCUGUCCCUGUGGGUUUGUACUACAAAUAAGGGCACCAAACGAUCAACUCUCAUUUGUUUGGUAAUAAUCAGUUUACCCACAUCCUCCAGCUCCACUGCCAAACCACCUCCUUCCUCUAAAAACAACUCAUUUCUCCCCUCACAUCAUCCCGUUUUUUAUUUUGUUACAUCCAGGAUUUCUACAAAUUUUAUCUCCUUACUUGUCUACAUUGAUGGAAAAUUGGCACUGAAAUUGUUUAAUGUGUAGGAAAUAGUUUAAGACUGCCUAUUUAAAUGUUUAACGACUGGGACUUUUAACAUUUUUAAAGAUUAAACUAAGUCAUUCCAUAAUUAAUUCAAAGAUCUGUUCACUCAUAUAGCUGGAUCAGGUAUAGGUUACAGUGGAGUCAAUCUAUUCAAUGCAACUCUGUUUAUAUACUAUAUACAUUAUAUACUGAUCAUUAAAUUAGAAAAAUAAAAACAAAAUCAUCCAAAAAAAAACAACAACCAGCGAUGUACUCAGCCAAUCGCUGAUAGAUGCUAUAUUCGUCCAGUCGCCCCAACCCUAGUAUCUACUGUAACUCUCCUAAAUUAGCCCAAAUAUCAAACUUUUGCUUCAAACUAUUCUGGUUUAUAAUAUGUAAAAGCGUUAGAUGAGACUAUUUAUUCUUGUCAAAUAAACUUCAAGACUAAUAACUAGUCGACCAACCUUCAUUUGUCAGCCCUCCCCUUUAACUUUUUGUUGAACGAUAAAGUAGCUUUUGUAUAUUAAAUACAUAUAUAAUUAUUUUAACUAUGUCCGCUGCCAUCAGUACCAGUGGUGAAUCCCCUGUUCUUUUUAAUACUACGUUUGUUUGGGGAAACAAAAUCUGAAGUAAAAUUGUCGUCCCUCCUAAUCUUGAGCUGUAGUCUAGUUUCCUGUUAUUACAUUUAUGUUCCCUUUUGUGAUUUUUGUUUUUUAAUAAUGUAUUUUUUUGUAUAUCUAAACUUUUAUUUGCUGUUGUCUCUUUGAGCGAAAUGUAAAGUGUCUUAUUUUCUUUGUACAUUGUCCUUCAUAGGAGGUUCAAAAACCUGCAGACCCGUGGCUUUUUAUUAACUAAAUAACACUAAGCUUCAAAACACCCCCCUUUUCUUUUUGUUUUCAUUAUUUUUUUCUUAUAUUCUACCCCGCUUGAUCUUCCUGUGUUUUAUUCACAUUCUCUAUUCAUAAUCUUGAGUUGACGUUCGAGUCCGGUUGCAGUAAACCGCUGACUUUUAAGAACUCAGACCAUUUCAAGAUUGUUAAAAAUAAACAACUUAGUGGAAUAAUUAGUUUUUGAAGCGAUAGUCAGGAUGCAGUUUUUGAAUGGGGCAAAUGGACAGAAAAAAAACACAAACCAAUGACUUCACUGACCUCUGCUGGAACCAGUCUGUGUGUAUAUCUGUAGUUUAUUGUUGUAAUAUAUUUAGAGGCAUUUUUUUAAUCAUGGAAAAAAUAUAUUGGGCAAUUUUUUGGGAAUGCAUGAGUUUCUAAUAGUUUUCUUUUGUAGGAAAGUAAUAUUGGCACAACAGUUUUUGUAACAAAACCAGAAAACUUUGGCAUGUUUUAAAAAUCUCCUGACCUGUUUUGAAGUAGAUGCUGCAGGAUAUCUCAUUAUUUUGCAGUGGAACUGCAUAGGUAAGCAUGCGCUGACCUACUAAAGUCAUGUUACAGAAGCUAGGGGGGGAGAGAAAGGAUAACCAUAGAAAAUAUUCUAGGACAGCUGAAUCUGAUUUGAGAGAGGACAUGAAGCCUGUUUGUAAAAUAUUUUGUAAAUUAGUCUCAGCAUGGUCUUCACAGAGGAAAAACCACUCUAUUUAUCAUACUGUUUUGAUACCGGCGAUGGCCAAAUCAUGACUUCCAAGACAAAACCUAUAUGUGCUGCUUGCAGUGCACACAACUUGGGCCUCUAUACACACAUUUAGCUUUUAGAUUAGCUGGACAGAAUAUAGAAAACCCAAUUCUACAAAUGUAAUAGAAGUGUGUGUUCUGGUGGGUUGAGUCAGAGUAAAGGAAUAUGGAUGUCUGUGUGCUGUAUGUAACCAUGUUUUAAAUUCUCCACAGAGAUAAGGAGAAUGUAUUAAUAUGUAUCUCACGGUUAUGAAAUAACCUGUAGCAAGACCUGCAUAAAAGAGAAAGGAGCGAAAUAAAUAAAGGCUGCGAUGUGAUUAAAGAGGAAGUUGGUGCCAAUGACUGAAGUGUUAACAGAGUUUUCCUAUUUACCUCAUGAUGAAUCUGGGAGGAAAGACACCUUGUCCACUGUGUAUAGAUGCUAGUAGACUGGUUGUUGGUGUUUUGUCUGCUCCUUACAUUUUUGUUAACUUUACUGUUAUUUCAUAUGAAUCUGAUCUUGUACAUUUGUCAUAAUAAAAUGGGUUUCAAGCCUCA